Messenger RNA from Diaporthe batatas, 1911 nucleotides. RefSeq lists its product as uncharacterized. Bases 1 to 1785 code for a protein of 594 amino acids. The record is from RefSeq and is a predicted model, not a curated record. NCBI's taxonomy places the organism in Eukaryota, Fungi, Ascomycota, Sordariomycetes, Diaporthales, Diaporthaceae. Gene Ontology annotation, biological process: polyamine biosynthetic process. Gene Ontology annotation, molecular function: thermospermine synthase activity. The transcript is spliced from 3 exons.
AUGCCUCCCAAGAAAUCAUCUGCGAGGUCAAAACAGCAACAGCCCCCAAAACAGCCCCCAAAACAGCCCCCAAACAUAGACCCGGGCUCGUCCUUCACCCCCGAGUCCUUCGAGAAGGAGCUCAAGAACCUUGCUGCAAGGGCAAAGGACGAGACCUGGGCCAGGUGGCUCCUCGAGCAGGGCUCCGUCUACCUGAGGUCCUCCCUCCUCCUCGGCCUGGUUGCCGUCUACGCCAAUGUCUCGGAGCUGACCUUGUCGCCCGUCUACGGCUCCAUCCCCGUCUCCAUAUGGCACGACAGGCUUGUCAUGGCCGCCUGCUUCGUGGGCUGGGCCUGCAACCUGCACCUGGGCCGUGUGCUCCCCGUCAGGAUGGCCUACCUGCUCCCGCUCAUCGCCCUGUACAUCCCCGUCGCCCAGUUCUACCUCUUCGGGCUCAGCGGCACCCUCACUGCCUACCACGGCCCUCUCAUCACAGAGGCCCUCACCCUGGCCCCGCUCAUCGUCUUGUCUGUUGCCUGCACCGCUACCUACCUCGACGGCGCCGACCUGUCUGCCCUCCCCGGCUUCAUGCGCGAUGCCUCGCCCGGCAUCGCCUCCUAUUUCUACUACCGCCUUGUCGAGAAACUGUCUGCUGGCCUCCUGGCACGGUACGUCGGAAGCGCCAUCUUCCAGACUCGCGUGGUCAUGGAGGCCGUCCUGGGUGCAUCCUAUGCCCUGGUCGCCCCGUCCCGGUUGCUGGCCUUCACCCUUCCCGCCCUGCUGCACACCGCCUUCCUCAACACCCAUGUCAUGACCCCAAUGGCGACGAGGUCUUUGAACAGUACUCUGCAGGCCAACGACUGGCUGCUGCAUGACCGGAAGGAGUCCCUGACUGGCUACAUAUCCGUCGCUGACAACCUCAAGACCGGAUACCGCGUCAUGAGGUGCGACCACAGCCUUCUCGGCGGGGAGUGGAUCCGAUACAAGGGCGCCAGAGUCGCCGAGCCCAUCUACGGCGUCUUUACCAUGCUCGAAGGCGUGAGACUUGUUGAGGUUGCGGAGCCUGUCCCCGACAGUGAGGCCAGAGCCCUCGUGAUUGGGCUCGGCAUCGGCACCACGCCAGCAGCCCUCGUCGCGCAUGGGGUAGAUACAACGGUGGUUGAAAUCGACCCAGUCGUGCACGAGUUCGCCUCCAAAUACUUCCAACUCCCGUCCAAUCACACGCCCGUCAUUGCCGAUGCGGUUACCUACACGGCAGACCUGGUCAACACGACCACCGACCAGUUCGAUUACAUAGUUCACGACGUCUUCACUGGGGGUGCUGAGCCCAUAGCGCUCUUCACGCUCGAGUUCCUGCAGAACCUUGAGGCGCUCUUGAAGCCCGACGGCGUCAUCGCCAUAAACUACGCUGGGGAUUUUACACUUCCACCGCCCAAAAUCAUUGUCCAUACUAUUAAGCAGGUCUUCCCUUCCUGCCGCAUCUUCCGCGAAAAUCAGCGCGAUGAGGAUGUCAUAGAGAAGGAGAAACGCGACUUUACAAACAUGGUCAUAUUCUGCGUCAAGACCGAGCGCCCCGUUACCUUCCGCAGGGCCACUGCUGCAGAUCUGCUCCAGAGCCGCACCCGGGAGCAUUUCCUUGUCCCCAAGCACGAGGUGUCUGACAAGGACUUCAUGGCUCUCGAGGAGCCCAGUGUUCUGAGGAAUAACGACACUGCGGCCCUGGCCAAGUGGCACGAGAAGAGUGCUCUAGGACAUUGGGAGGUCAUGCGGACUGUGCUGCCGGAUGUCAUCUGGGAGCAAUGGUGAAGUAUGACAAUAUAUUAGUCUAAGUUCAGAAGGCACUAAUAUAAUAGUAAUACUAUAUAAAGAAAAUAAAUAUUUAUAUAAAAAAAAACAGCUAAUAGAGUAUAAUAAUAUAUUCUUAAAUAUUUU